AUGAGCGCGUCGCCUUCGGUUUCCGGUCCCCGCGGUCCGCGGCGGCCACAACGACAGCGACAAGUGACGUUUAUUCUCCCUCGGACGGGCCAGCGACUUCGCGGCCUGUUGAACUUGGGAAGCCGCGAUGCUUCCCACUAUGGCAGCGACGAAGAACGGCAUCCACUGCUGCCUGACAGCGUGGAACCGACACACAACCCUCGGCCUGCUGUGAUGGCGGCGAUACGGGGCAAAUUUGAGGGCUACUGGCGAGAUCUGUAUGCCUUUGCGGUGUCGGAACUGGGCAUUGGCGUCUUGAAAUUCGGGCUGGCUUACCUGCUGGGAUCCUUGGCCACCUACAUUCCUGCGAUUUCCUCACUUCUCGGCCAUCAGGAUGGCAAACAUGUCGUCGCAACAAUCACCGUCUACUUCCAUCCUGCUCGUUCCAGAGGCAGCAUGUUCAAGGCCUUGAUCUGCGCCGUGCUCGCCUUUCUCUAUACUACCGUUGUGUCUGUCACCAGCAUGUACGUAUCCAUGUUCUUUCAGAAUCUCGACCUGCUCGUCAUCGGCCAUAUAAUAGUCCUGGUCGUCUUCUGUGCCGGAGGAUUUGGGUUCAUUGGAUGGGUCAAACAACGGUUAAACGAUCCCUUGGUCAACGUUGCAUGUUCUCUGGCUUCGCUUUCCACCAUCACCAUUCUCACCACAGAGGGCGCCGUCCAGAAGGGCGACUUGUCUUUUGUGAAGAUCGCUCAGACUCUCAAGAUGCUGAUCAUGGCUAUCUGCUUGACAGUAGCAGUAUCAUUUCUCAUCUUUCCCAUCUCUGCGCGGAAAAAGCUGCGGUCUAACUUGACUACCAUCACCGGCACCUUGGCUGUAAUGCUAGGUUGCGUUACAGAAAGCUUUCUUACGGGGUCCGAUGAGAACCUGUCAGCAGUAAACUUCACCGGUGCUUCUGUGAGAAACAAAAAGGCCUAUAGCGUCCUUGACAAAUUAGUCAAAGAGGCAAAACUCGAGCACUACUUUGCCGGCACGGAAAGAGAAUACAGGCUGGAAAAAAGACUUGUACGGGUGGUUCAGGACAUCAAUCAGAACAUGGGUGGUUUGCAGAGUGCUGCAACCCUCCAGUUUCAGCUUCUUCAACAAUCCCAACUACACGACACAGCUCUGCCUGAAAACAAGCCAGCGACGCACGAAGAGGAGGAUGCUAUCAUUUCCCCCGACGGUUGGUCAGCCUUUGAGGAUGCAGGCUCCCUGGCAUCUAUUGAUCACCUAGAAUACGAGCCAACUGAAGAGCAGAGCUCUGGUGUCCCUGUUUUGAAUGUAGACCAGGAAGAUGGAAACGACCAGCCGGCACAGUCACCACAUCGAAUGUUUGAAGUAUUUAUUACCCAUUUGGGCCCCUCCUUGCAAUCUUUUGCCUUCACCUUGAAAGAAAUUUUCGAAGAAAUUCCCUUUGGGCCCGGCCCUGAGUAUCCUGUUUCAUUCAACAACAGGUUCAAGGCGAGCCUCGACCGUGCUUUGGUACUAUACCGGGAUGCUAGAGAAAAGGCAUUGGCAUCGGUAUAUCGCGAGAAAGACUUUGCAAAAAUAAAAUCACGCGUCGUUGAAGCCGACCUUGAAGAAGUGUCUGCCAGCUGCGGUCAUUUCAGUUUCACCUUGAUGGAGUUUGGAGAACAACUGAAGGAGUUGCUCGAGAUCUUGGACGAGCUGAAACUUGAAUGUGAUGAACGCCCCCAAGGUCGGUCAUGGAACUGGCUUAAAUUUUGGAAUAUCUUCCACGGUUGGUCGUUUUCCAGUCACAAAUACUUUGGCAACGAAAUGUCAAAUCCAAAUAUCGUUGCGCCCCCUUUACCUACUACAAUGCGGAGAACUUAUUCUUCUCUAGAGAAUGGUAACUCCGGAGAAACUAGACCUCAUAAUCAAGUGACGCAUCGAAUUUGGAAAUCCUUAAGUUUCUUUCGUCGUGACGAGACCAAGUUUGCAUUGAAAGUCGGCGUCGGUGCGGCUCUAUAUGCUCUUCCAUCCUUCCACUAUGCGACUCGCCCAAUAUUCAACUAUUGGAGAGGAGAAUGGGGUCUCCUUUCCUACAUGUUGGUUUGUUCCAUGACCAUUGGCGCCUCGAAUACGACGGGAUAUGCCCGUUUCUUUGGUACUUGCCUCGGCGCUUGUUGUUCCAUUGCCUCUUGGUAUGCGACGGCCGGAAACGUCGUUGGCUUGGCCUUCUUUGGCUGGCUAAUGGCUACGUGGACUGGAUAUAUUAUUCUAGUAAAGGGCCAAGGGCCUAUGGGUCGCUUCAUCAUGCUCACAUAUAAUCUUUCCGUCCUAUACGCAUAUUCCCUGUCAGCGAACGACAACGAAAAUGACGACGACGAAGGUGGCUCUCAUCCAAUCAUCACAGAAAUUGCUCUUCAUCGUGUCGUUGCGGUCUUGUCUGGUUGUAUUUGGGGAAUCAUUGUUACACGAAUGAUCUGGCCAAUAAGUGCUAGAGUCAAGCUGAAAGAAGGGCUGAGUUUGCUGUGGCUUCAGAUGAGCCUGAUCUGGAAACGUGAUCCUCUAUCAACGAUGGUGAAUGGGCAGCCGGCCAUUGCAUAUUUGAGCGCUCGCGAGAAGCUGCAGAUUGAACGAUUCUUGUCCCAUCUUGAAUCACUGCAAGCUGCAGCCAAGUCGGAAUUCGAAUUAAAAGGUCCAUUCCCCGAAGAAGCCUACCGAAAGAUGCUACAGCGCACAAGAAGCAUGCUCAACGCUUUCUAUUCUAUGAACAUCGAAAUAAUGAAAUCCCUCAGCGCAUCGGAAGGCGAAAGACGUCUUCUUCAGUAUACCGCUCAAGAACGAGCCCAGCUGACCUCUCGCAUUAGUCAUUUAUUAUCUGUUCUUGCAUCUUCCAUGAAACUCGAAUAUCCUUUGAACGAUUCCCUUCCAAAUAUACAGCAUGCAAGAGACCGGCUUCUGGCUCGCAUCUUCCAUUUUCGCCAAGAAAGCGAGCAUUCUUCGCUGGCGACUGACGGCGAUUAUGCCUUGCUUUAUGCGUAUGUCUUGGUUACAGGCCAGUUGGGGAGUGAGAUAAUUGAACUCAUUAAUGAAAUCAGCAAGCUGUUUGGAGUACUGAUUAACGAUGUCAUUGAGCUUCACUCUUCUUCUCUGUGGCUUCGCGCAGCCGAUCGCGCGUUGUUCAUCGCCGUCAUGCAGAUCGACCCGGCAGCUCUGAAUCGAAGCGACUCGACAUCAGGUGCUGUGUCGGCUUCCAAAACUGUCGCGUCGUCUGGCUCCCUAGCCCAAAAGGCAACGAAACCUCUCAUCUCUGUCCCGCGACUGGAACUUGAAUCAGUAUAUACGGACUUGAAAGCCGCUAUUGGCGACAACUGGCCCGAGUACAAGCAGUCGACGGCUCUUUUUCUUUUGGGCCAUCUCAAUCAAGAUGAAUUCUCCUCGCGAACGGAUCAUAUAAUUUGCGCCGACCCCAAGACCGAACACCUCCACAACAAUUUUGUAUGCGCAGUUAUCGGAAACCUCUCAAGAGACCUUCCAGAUCAUGGAGUCGCGAGCUGGGUGUCGGCAAAUGACAAACCGACAGUGGUGUCUAAGCCGGUCUCGAGUGACCUGACAGAGCAGAGACUGAAAACGGAGGUCAUGCAAUUACCUCCUCGAGACCGUCGGAGAAUCAAAGGCAUUCCCGAGCCGGAUCCGCAGGAGCUCACUCGAAAUGAACUCGAGGAAUACCACCUAGCUAAGCAAAUCAAACUGCCAAGCCAGGUACCAGCGAGUGCUGGUGGCUUGAACAAGACCAACUGGGAGCUUGAAAUUCGGAAACGCUACGCCCAGCCGCUCGCCUCGGAAACCGGAGAAUUCCCCGAUGCCGAAUCGAUAUACUCUCGUAUGGUACCCAUAUGCUAUGAAGAGUCUGUCGCCAGCGGGGCAGGUUUCCCCUGUGCGGAGUUCAUGGCUAUCGCAACAGAAACGUUUCUUAAAGAAGUCCUGUCCGCCGUUCUUUCACGGACGAGACACAAUGGUCCAUCCGGAACUAUCAACGGCAUGGUGACGCGGAAAUACCGCAGACAGCUCGAACGCGAAGAACUUGCAUUUGCCCGCGGAGAGAUAGCCAAGGAUAUCGCCACUGGGCUUCUACCCGUUGAAGCACGAGAGGCAAGCUCCAGACAACCACUGGGCGUUAAAGACCUGCGCCUCUCGCUCAAGCUAGGCGGCGCUUUGCUUGGUCAGAUGCCGUUGGUGGUCAAUUCUAUCAUGACAACGUACGAUGAAGACGAGCUCGAAUGUGAGCGACAAGGCUAUAUCGAAGAGCUGCAGACCAAGCCGGACGACGACGCAGAAAUCCAAAGCGCCGACGAGAUGGAUAUAGACGAAGAAUGGGGGUGGGAGGGCGGCACGAUGGCAGAUAGGGACCAACUGGACUCUCUUCUCGACGGGUGUCUGUCACUGGCUGUGUGA
Talaromyces rugulosus is the source of this 4422-nucleotide messenger RNA. RefSeq lists its product as uncharacterized. The record is from RefSeq and is a predicted model, not a curated record. Bases 1 to 4422 code for a protein of 1473 amino acids. Gene Ontology annotation, cellular component: SAGA-type complex. Lineage: Eukaryota; Fungi; Ascomycota; Eurotiomycetes; Eurotiales; Trichocomaceae. The transcript has 10 exons.